GGAGCAACGUCAACUGCGUCGUUGUGGUGUUGAACAUCCCUACAAGUGUAAGCAGUCAAUCGUGCUGUACUAGUGAAAACACGUGGUUGUGUAUCCUGUUUAAAUCGUCCACAAAUGAGAUAGAAUUACAGUUUCGUCUUGCGGCUUCUGCCAACCAGUUUCGUUCAACUUCUGCGCUCAUCCCCUUCGCCGUGUUAACAGCCAGUGCAACGCUACCGAAGCUACCCAAGACAAGUCAAGUCAACAGAGGGGCGUCACUGUCAGUCGAGUGUGUUGUGUUUCCUGUCCUCCUCUGCUGUCCUGCAAGUCUCCCGCUCAGCUGAUCAGCACUAAGGAGGCCGGAGCCCACAGGUGACUGACCAGCUUCUGUGGGAUUUGAUGUCGCCUUUAGAUCGGCCCAACUGAAGAUGGAAACCCUGGAGUCGGAGCUGACGUGCCCGAUCUGCCUGGAGCUGUUUGAGGACCCCCUGCUCUUGCCCUGCGCCCACAGCCUGUGCUUCAACUGCGCCCACCGCAUCCUGGUCUCGCACUGCUCCACCGCCAAGCCGCUCGAGUCCAUCUCCGCCUUCCAGUGCCCCACCUGCCGCUUCGUCAUCACGCUGAAUCACCGCGGCCUGGAGGGCCUGAAGCGCAAUGUGACGCUGCAGAACAUCAUUGACCGCUUCCAGAAGGCCGCCUCCUCCCUCGGAAACAGCAGCAGCAGCAGCAGCGUCGGCGUGGGUGUCGGCGUGGUGAGCGCCAGCAGCCCCAACUCGCCCAACAACGAGAGCCGGCGCUGCCACCAGCAGCAGCAGCCGCCGCCGCCGUCGCGCCUGUCCCCGCACAGCGUGAGCGCCCGCGGCAGCCCCGCCGCGCUCUCGCUCGCCGUCAUCAACGCCAACUCUGCCCACCACGCCAACGGCAUCGUUGCCAGCAACGGCAACGGUAUCUGCGGCACCGGCGGCUCCGGCGGCUCCAGCAAGACCAGCAGCAGCAGCGUCACGGCUAGCCCCGUGCCGUCCUCGGCGGGCACCUUAGCCAUGUCUAUGGAGCACCAGCAGCAGCAUCAGCAGCACCAGCAGCAGCAGCAGGUGGCAACGCUGCCGCCUCACCUGCGCGCCCUGGUGGGCUGCCAGUUCUGCGAGCAGGACCCGCCGCGCGAGGCCAUCAAGACCUGCGUGACGUGCGAGGUGUCCUACUGCGACCGCUGCCUGCGCGCCACCCACCCCAACAAGAAGCCCUUCACCACCCACCGGCUGGUGGAGCCCGUGCCGGACACCCACCUGCGCGGGCUCACCUGUCUGGAGCACGAGAACGAGAAGGUGAACAUGUACUGCGCCGUGGACGACCAGCUCAUCUGCUCCCUCUGCAAGCUGGUGGGGCGGCACCGCGACCACCAGGUGACGUCGCUGAGCGAGCGCUUCGACAAGCUCAAGGCUUUUCAAGUGAGCCCGGGCAGAGUUUCAGAAGCCGUUAUGGAGGCAUCAAAGACGAGCGCCGCGCAAACCCUGGAGAAUAACCUGACUAAUCUGGUGAAGAGGAACAGCGAACUGGAGAACCAGAUGGCCAAGCUCAUCCAGAUCUGCCAACAGGUGGAGGUGAACACGGCGAUGCAUGAAGCCAAGCUGGUGGAGGAGUGCGACGAGCUGGUGGAGAUCAUCAGGCAGCGCAAGCAGGUCAUCGCCGUCAAGAUCAAAGAGUCUAAGGUGAUGAAGCUACGUAAGCUAGCCCAGCAGAUAGCUAACUGCCGCCAGUGUCUGGAGCGCUCCAGUGCCCUGAUCACACAGGCCGAGAACAGCCUGAAGGAGAACGACCAUGCACGCUUCCUGCAGACCGCCAGGAACGUGGCCGAGAGGGUUGCCAUGGCUACCGCCUCGUCCCAGGUGCUGAUCCCGGACGUCAACCUCAACGAGGCCUUCGACAACUUCGCCCUGGACUUCUCACGAGAGAAGAAGAUACUCGAGGGACUCGACUACCUAACAGCUCCCAACCCGCCGUGCAUACGAGACGAGCUGUGCACGGCCUCCCACGACACCAUCACUGUGCACUGGACAUCAGAGGACGAGUUCAGCGUCACCUCCUACGAGCUGCAGUACACCAUCUACACUGGACAGACCAACUUCAUCAGUCUGUACAACUCGGUGGACAGCUGGAUGAUCGUGCCCAACAUCAAGCAGAACCACUACACGGUGCACGGCCUGCAGAGCGGCACGCGCUACAUCUUCUUCGUCAAGGCCAUCAACCAGGCCGGCAGCCGCAACAGCGAGCCCGCCAGACUCAAGACCAACAGCCAGCCGUUCAAGCUGGACCCCAAGACGGCCCACAAGAAGCUGCGUCUGUCCAACGACUGCCUGACGAUGGAGAAGGACGAGAGCUCCCUGAAGAAGAGCCACACCCCGGAGCGCUUCAGCAGCACGGGCUCCUACGGCUCGGCCGGCAACGUCUUCAUCGACAGCGGCUGCCACUACUGGGAGGUGCUGCUGGGAGCCUCCACAUGGUACGCGGUGGGCGUGGCCUACAAGUCGGCGCCCAAGAACGAGUGGAGCGGCAAGAACUCGUCGUCGUGGGUCUUCUCGCGCUGCAACAACAACUUCCUGGUGCGGCACAACGGCAAAGAGCAGCUGCUGGAGGCCUCGCUGCAGCUGCGGCGGCUGGGCGUGCUGCUGGACUACGACGCCAACGCCCUCUCCUUCUGGGACGCCAUGAACGCGCAGCACCUGCACACCUUCCACGUCUCCUUCCUGCUGCCCGUGGCGCCCACCUUCAUGAUCUGGAACAAGUCGCUGAUGCUGCUGUCCGGCCUGCCCGUGCCCGACUUCGUGGACGACUGCUCGGAGCAGCAGCUGCUCGACGGCAUCGGUGUCGGAGGCGGAGGCACCCUGAUGUGCCGGAGUCAGGAGUCGCCCUACGUGUUGUCCACGAUGAAGGGUUGCCAUUGAGGAUGAUGACUGGGGCGGUUUUACUUGGA
This is a messenger RNA of Engraulis encrasicolus (European anchovy), 2947 nucleotides long. It is a transcript of the gene mid2, whose product is annotated as midline 2. Gene Ontology annotation, cellular component: microtubule. The transcript has 12 exons. Gene Ontology annotation, molecular function: microtubule binding; zinc ion binding. The coding region runs from base 408 to 2918 and encodes 836 amino acids. Gene Ontology annotation, biological process: protein localization to microtubule. NCBI's taxonomy places the organism in Eukaryota, Metazoa, Chordata, Actinopteri, Clupeiformes, Engraulidae. The record is from RefSeq and is a predicted model, not a curated record.